ACGAGCUGUAGCUGGGUUGUUGGGACAAAAGGGGGAUAGAUGAUCGGCUAAUUAACAAUAAUAUUUGCCUUACCAGGCUGAACGCUCAACACGCUCAACGCCAAAGGUGUGUGUUUUCGACGCAGUCCAAGAUGCUGGCUUGUACGGAGAUGAUAACCAUGUGCCUGCAGUCGGCCAAACGCAAGCAUCUACUGGCUCAACAGCAACCGCUGCAGAUUACAGGACAAGGGCUUCCGAUUUUCCAUGAUAUUUUCCGCCGUGCAGACAAAAAUGACGACGGCAAGCUGACGUUUGAGGAGUUCAACACCUACUUUGCAGACAGCAUCCUAACCACCGAGGAGCUCCAGGAGCUCUUCUGCUCCAUCGAUGGACGACAGAACGACAACCUUGACACUGAGAAACUCUCAGAUUACUUUGCUCAACACCUCGGGGGGUAUGUUAACGUCCUUUCCGCCCUGGAGAGCCUCAACAUCGCCAUUCUCAAAGCCAUGGAUAAAACUAAAGAGGAGUACCAGGGGGCCAGUGUGCUGGGACAGUUUGUCACCCGCUUCAUGCUGCGGGAGACCUCCAGCCAGCUGCUGUCCCUGCAGAGGUCCCUGCAGUAUGCCAUGGAGGCCGUGGAGGAGCAGAGCUGCCCCCAACCGGGGAAGGAGGUGGAGGCGCCAGCAGUGGCGGUGGUCCAGAAGGUGGGCCGGCGUUGUGGACGACGCGCUCACGAGAACCGCCUCUCCUCACCAGGGGACCAAGCCCCCUCCCUGACCACAGGUGUGAGUGAGGACGGUGAGGAGAACUGGUGUUCUCAAAUCAGCAGGCUGCAGCAACUGUUGGACAAGUUGGAGUGUCAGAGUCCCAAGUUGGAGCCACUAAAAGAAGACUCAUUGGCCGGCACGUACAAAUCUAACCUCCUGCUGGUCCAAAGGCAGGUGACGGUGGCUGAGGAGGAUCUGGAGGACUUCCAGAAGGCCCUGAAGAGCUACUCCGACGCCACUGCGGCCCACAGCGACAACCUGCACAUGUCCGUUCAGAAGCUACCGGAGAAGUCCUGUUACAUAAUGUAUGAGUUCUGGCAGGACCGCAUCUCCUGGAUGAGCUACCUGCAGUCCAACAGUAGUAAAGACUUCCAGCGCUGCGUCAUCCAGAUGCUUGUGGGUCCAGAGGUAGUGGCCACCAUGCUGGUCCCAGCUUCCUGGUGGAUAAUGACCAACAACAAUGACAACAUAAAUUGAGCCCAGAAUUGUACCCACUGCCCACACUUAGGACUGGACCAUCAAACACACACACACACACACACACACACACACACACACACACACACACACACACACACACACACACACACACACACACACACACACACACACACACACACACACACAUACACUUUCAUCUUGUCCUUUUACACACACACCCAAAACCCACACUUUUCUUUCUUGUCUUUGUGCAUAUACACACAAACAAUCACAAACACACACACACACACACACACACACACACAUACACAUAGACACACACACACACACACACACACACACACACACACACACACACACACACACACACACACACACACACACACACACACAUACACACACACUCACUCGCAUGCAUUAAAAUAAUAGAUGAGAGCGUUUGCCUAACUAGCUACUAUGUGUUUGAAAGCUGCAUGUGGCAGAGUGGCUCGACGGCGCCCUCCCCAGCUGCAGCCCCCGCCUGCUGCUGCUGUCACACAGAGGGGAGGGGCCGCAGCUGCAGCCUGGUCCAUCUGCACUCUCUCAGCACACGACCUCUCUCAACGCAACGCUAAACAAGCCUGAACAACACCAACGCUUUCCCAGCAUUUCCCUCAUAAUCCCCUUUUUAACCCCUUUGUCUUUCUUUACUUCUCCGUUCAUGCACUUUAGUUCAUAGAAGGUUAGUGGAAACACAAGAGUGGAAGCGGACUAACGUUGAUCUAAGGGGUGUGUGGGUGUUGGUGUGUGUGUGUGGGUGUGUGUGUGUGUGUGUGUGUGUGUGCGCUAGAGGUAUUAUGGGGUGUGUGUGUGUGUGUGUGCCGAUGUUGGCGUGGCAUGCCAGCGUUUCACGUCUUUGCAUUCGCAUUGUCAUAUGAUGGAACAUUCAUUCAUUUAUUUUUUAUCUAGGUACCCUGAUGUGACGUGAUUGAUGCAACAAAAAAAAUGCUUGUUUUGAUAUGCCACAAGCCCUGCCCAGAUAUCUUAUUUAUAGCUCAGUGUAAUCGUAGACUAUCAGCUCUUUACCUUCGUCCUAGUUCUUUAGAAGUCAAAUUAACAUGGGAGAGAUGUGGUUGCAUCCCUCUGUUGAAAGUGAAAAAUAAUUGAUCUAUUUUCAGUGUAUUGUAUUUAAUAUUCACACAUAGUCGUGUGUAUCUUCGCUAUUUAUAUAAGCUCACUCAUGCUGAUAUUUACGUUGUGAUUUUUGUUUGGUAAAAUAACUUUCUCACUGACUGUAAAAAAUAUAAGUAACUUUAAUAAA
Messenger RNA from Gadus chalcogrammus (walleye pollock), 2490 nucleotides. RefSeq names its product N-terminal EF-hand calcium binding protein 3 (gene necab3). The record is from RefSeq and is a predicted model, not a curated record. Gene Ontology annotation, cellular component: Golgi cis cisterna; cytoplasm; endoplasmic reticulum. Gene Ontology annotation, biological process: regulation of amyloid precursor protein biosynthetic process. Gene Ontology annotation, molecular function: calcium ion binding. The coding region runs from base 132 to 1226 and encodes 364 amino acids. The transcript has 14 exons. Lineage: Eukaryota; Metazoa; Chordata; Actinopteri; Gadiformes; Gadidae.